This is a messenger RNA of Rotaria sordida, 1272 nucleotides long. Lineage: Eukaryota; Metazoa; Rotifera; Eurotatoria; Philodinida; Philodinidae. The record is from the annotation of a GenBank genome assembly.
AUGAGUAAUUCAGCGGCAGCAUCGACAGCUUCUUUAUCAAGAGAAUCAAAAUGUUACGUAAAUCAAGAUUUCAUCGCUCAUGUUCAAGCAAUGCAACGUCAAAUAAUUGAAACUUCAAAAUAUCUUGAAAUCAAAUGGAACAAUAAAAAGACACGAAAGCAUCUAAAAUCACGUUCAAUAACAUUUAUCGAUCCAUAUGGAAAUCGGCUAACUAAUGAAUAUAUGGAUCAUGAAAUACUCGGCAUAGUAUUUAAGAAAUAUAAGAAGGAUUAUGUUCCAAAAUAUUUACAAAAGUGGAUUAAAUUUGGAACAAUGUCUGAAGACAUUAUCAAACCAUCAAGUUAUAGUACAUUGACAACAUCGAUAUCCCAAUAUUCAGACCGUUAUCAAUUCGUUACAUACGGUGAUUUGAAUAUUUUCAUAGAAUAUCAUGAACUUAUACCACGUCGACAAAUUGUGUUGCAUGUUCUUCCAACAGAUACUGAAGAAAAGAUUCGAAUGCAAAUACAGAAACUUUUCACACGAUCAAACAUUCAACUAAAAUCAUUUAUAUUAGAUCGAGAUUUUCAAGUAAAAAACCUAAAUUGGAAUGAUGGUAUUGUACUCAAAGCAGAUGAUACCGUCUUAUCAUCUAACUUAUAUGAAGAUCAACGUAUUAUCAUAGCGAAAAUUCUUGCAGAAAAAACUGAUGAUGCACAAUCCAUUUCUUCGUUUCCAAUAUUUGUGAAAACUCUUACCGGAAAGACAAUUACAUUAGAAGUGUCUUCCAACAUGAAUAUAAAUACUGUGAAACAAUUAAUACAAGACAAAGAAGGUACUCCAUCAGAUCAACAACGUCUAAUAUUUGCUAAAAAGCAACUAGAGGACGACAGAAUCCUUUCAGACUAUAAGAUACAAAAGGAAUAUGUGCUUCAUUUGGUGCUUCGUUUACGUGGUGGAAUGUUUAAUUGGACUAGUGGACGAGACGGUUAUGAAAGUUUCGCCUAUACAGAUUCUGUGGACGCUAUCGAAAGUAUUCUUGCAUUUGAUUUUAAACAGUUGAAUCAUUCGGCCUUUAUAUCACUAACCGAAGUACAGGACCUUAUUUUACAAGGACAAGUUCUUCUUUUAAGAUUAUUUAAUACAAUCGGCAACCAUUAUGAGUUGCGAAAGAUUCCACAUAUUAUAAGCAUUAUACAAUGGAGUGUUGUCGAUAAUGAAAAUGAAAAUCGCGUUGAGGAUGAUCAUGAUAAUCUUUCAAAUGAGCAAUCGCAGUCAACUGUCAGAAAAUAG